AUGCAUUACAUAUUGCUGUGGAGCGACCCGGAGCACUCGCCCUUUAAAGAGUUUGGUGAAGGUCAAGCUCUGUUCGAGAGGAGCAACUGUUCCUAUGUGAAUUGCUUUGUGACAAGCGACAGAAACUACUUGGACGACUACACACAGUUCGAAGUGGUGGCUUUUAACGGUCCUGACUUACCUGUGCUCCGCAGUACCAACAACCUGCCGAAGAGACGCGCCCGAAGCCAGAAGUAUGUGUACGUCAACAUGGAGGCUGCCGCCACCUACCCGUUGUGCUCUCAUAUUUGGAAUAGGUACUUCAAUUGGACCUGGACGUACCGACUCGACUCGGACAUAGUCUGGAGAUACUUCGUUAUAAGAAACUCGAGCGGUCAUGUUGUCGGACCCAGUGCGUCGAUGACCUGGAUGAACUUGACUGAUAUGAAACCAAUAGACGUUCAGCUCAAAGUGAAAUUGUCAAGAAAGAGAAAAGCAGCCGCAUGGUUUGUAUCCAAUUGCAAUACGGCCAGCCUCAGAGAAUACGUCGUAAAAGAAAUACAAGAACUUAUGCUGGCCCUGGGCCUCAGACUCGAUGUAUACGGUGAAUGUGGCAGGUCUUCGUGUCCAGUAACUUCUAUGAAAUAUUGCUUGAAGCAACUCGAAAAACAGUACUAUUUUUACUUCGCGUUUGAGAACUCUAUUAGUGAGGAUUAUGUGACGGAGAAAGUCCUUCACGCUCUCAAACACAACACAGUACCAGUUGUGUUCGGAGGCGCGGACUACAAGAGAUUUCUCCCGCCUGGCUCUUACUUGGAUGCGCGUGAACUCGGACCCAAAAAACUAGUUCAGGCAAUGGACAAUAUCAUACAGCACAAGAAUUUGUACUACAGCUUCUUCAAGUGGAAGAGAUACUACUCGUUCCAUGCACCUAACGAGGCUCCAGUCACCGACAUUUAUUGUCAACUGUGCGCUGCGCUCAAUGGAGACCAGUUGCACAUUCUUCGGGAUUAA
Molecule: messenger RNA, 993 nt
Organism: Leptidea sinapis
Lineage: Eukaryota; Metazoa; Arthropoda; Insecta; Lepidoptera; Pieridae
Product: alpha-(1,3)-fucosyltransferase C-like
Exons: 3
Coding region: 1-993 (330 amino acids)
Cellular component (GO): membrane
Molecular function (GO): alpha-(1->3)-fucosyltransferase activity
Source: RefSeq, a predicted model, not a curated record